Molecule: messenger RNA, 654 nt
Organism: Belonocnema kinseyi
Lineage: Eukaryota; Metazoa; Arthropoda; Insecta; Hymenoptera; Cynipidae
Product: secreted RxLR effector protein 161-like
Exons: 1
Coding region: 1-654 (217 amino acids)
Source: RefSeq, a predicted model, not a curated record
AUGAAUGAUGCGAAUGCUGUAUGCGUCCCUGCUGAUCUUAACGUAAACCUAUGUCAAGUGGAGGAUCAGGAGAAAGAAUGUAAGAAUGUACCUUUCCGUGAAGCAGUCGGCUCACUUAUUUUUCUAGCCACGGUAUCACGACCCGAUAUUGCCUACUCUGUAAAUGUAGUCAGUCGUUAUCUUAAUAAACACGAUGACUCACACUGGCAAGCUGUGAAACUUAUAUAUAAGUAUCUAGUAGGCACUGUGGGCUUAGGUACAGAGUACAGAAGUGGUGGGAGCGAGUCUCAGCUGAUAGGAUUUACUGAUGCCGACUACGUAAGUGACAGAGACACGCGCAGGUCAGUCACAGGUUACGCAUUUAACUUAGCGAACGGUCUCGUGACUUGGUCUAGUCAGAGACAGAAGCUUGUCACUCCGAGUACUACAGAGGCUGAGUAUGUUGCGGCAGCUGCGGCUGCCAAGGAAGCCCUCUGGCUCAGAAGCUUGCUAAAUGAUAUCGGAUGUCGGUGUGAACGUGCGAUUCGUUUGGUUAAAACCCAGAAUAUCACAAGCACACCAAACAUAUCGACAUCCGGUAUCAUUUUAUCAGAGAAAAAUUUGAGAAAAAUGAAAUUUCUGUUGAUUAUGUUCCGACAUCUCUGCAGCGUGUAG